UUUUUCAAUGUUCUAACUUGGUUAUUAAAAAUAAAAACAAAAAAGUAAAUAUCUAAAAAUUUUCAUUUAGCGACCAGCCUGACAUCACGAUCACAUUCGACUAGACGCUUAACAUAUACACUACUGCAUUCAUUCCGUUCAAUCUUUCGUCGACCACAAAAUGGAUAAAAAAUCAGUUUCGGAACUUAAAAAAAUCUUAACUGACAGAGGAAUACUGUGCAAUGGAAAGCGUCGGGCAGAAUUAGUGACUUUAGCAGAAAAGGCCGUUAAACUGUAUCGUGAAAGAGAAGGUUGUGAUCACGAACUUUCCGAGCGAAAGCGACGUUGUGUUGUUGUGGAUGACGGCACUGUUGAUCUGAAUGGCAAAGCAGUGCAUUGGACUCGUGACUUAAAGACACUGCCAUCCAUCACUUGUGGUGACGUUUUCGCAUACUUGACGGUGGAAUGUGGGUGGUCAUCACAAAGACUUAAGCAACAUAAAUCUGAUGAUGGCUACCGUAUGUUUGUUGAAGUUGGAAGGAUUGUUGACACCGAUGAUUUUGUGUACAUUCGAGGUAAAGUCAAACCGGAGCAGCGACACACUGCUGAGCGAUAUGAUACAUGGCUCUUGUGUUGUAGUACUGGGGAAGUAAAGUCAGCUGGUUGUGGAUGUAUAGCAGCGGAUGCAGGGUCAUGCAAGCAUGUUGCUGCUUUGCUUUUCGCAGUCGAGAAUUUUUCAUCCCGACAUGUAGACAGAGGGACAGCAGUUGGCACUGAUCAGCAAUGUAAGUGGAACCAGCCUCGACGUGAAUCUGUCCCAGUAAGAAUAGCGGAGUUGGACUAUCGUCACAACAAGGAUAAACCACAAAAAGCAUUCAUGUACAUCAUUUAA
Messenger RNA from Lytechinus variegatus (green sea urchin), 871 nucleotides. RefSeq lists its product as uncharacterized. Bases 161 to 871 code for a protein of 236 amino acids. Lineage: Eukaryota; Metazoa; Echinodermata; Echinoidea; Temnopleuroida; Toxopneustidae. The transcript is spliced from 2 exons. The record is from RefSeq and is a predicted model, not a curated record.